Messenger RNA from Ilex paraguariensis (yerba mate), 1758 nucleotides. The record is from the annotation of a GenBank genome assembly. NCBI's taxonomy places the organism in Eukaryota, Viridiplantae, Streptophyta, Magnoliopsida, Aquifoliales, Aquifoliaceae.
AUGAGUUUCAGGUGUGGUGUUGGGGGUGAAAGUUUCGGUGGUGUUGGGUUUGUUGUUGAUGGAGGUGGGUUUUCGAUAUGGGUGGUUGGUGGUGGGUGGAUUGCAAGGGAUUUGGGGGGUGGAUUUGUGGUGAGGUGUGGCAUUGGGGGUGGGGGUUUGGGUGGUGUUGGAUUGUUGUUGGUGGGGGGGGGUGUUGGGUGGUUUUUCAGGUGUGGCGUUGGGGGUGGGGGUUUUGGUGGUGUUUGGUUGUUGUUGGUGGAGUCUCCUUCUAACCUUCAAAAAAUGCAGCCUGAAACUGCAACAAAGUUCAGUUCAAUCAAACACAAACUGAGAUAUUCUCUUGUGGGUAAUCUCUGCAAAGCACUCUUAAUUUCAGGGCUAUUUCUGUAUUUGAUCUUCAUAUUUGUUUCCAACAAUCCCAACUACCCUGCUUCUGAAUUCUUCUCUCCCUUGAGACUCACAUGGCCUCUUCCAAAAUCAGAAAUUACAGACUCCACCACAAAUCUAAACCACCUUAUGUUUGGACUUGUUGGUUCUGUCGAUGCGUGGAGACACAGAAAAGCCUACAUAGAAUCAUGGUGGCGGCCCAACGCCACAAGGGGAUACCUGUAUUUAGACACAGCUCCCACAGAGGACCUUCUCCCAUGGCCGCCUUCUUCACCCCCUUUUCGGGUCUCGGAUGAUAACACAGAAUUACUAGAAAAGACCAAACAUGUAGCUCCAAUUAUGGUUCGGAUGGUGCAUGCCAUUUUGGAGGUUCUCAGAGAAGAGCAUGAAGGUAUGAGAUGGUUGGUAAUGGGGGAUGAUGACUCAAUUUUCUUUGUUGAUAACAUGGUGGAUGUUCUAGCCAAGUAUGAUCAUACUAAGUACAUAUAUAUUGGUGGACAUUCGGAGACUAUAAUGUCGAAUGUGUAUUUCGGGUUCAAUACGGGUUUUGGAGGAGCUGGAUUUGCCCUGAGUCACCCUUUAGCAGUAGCCUUGGCCAAAAACGUAGAAGAUUGCUUCAUGAGGUAUCCAUACUUGAGGUCUGCAGAUCAAAUUACCAUGACAUGUAUAGCAGAUAUUGGAGUUACUCUCACUGCAAACAAGGGUAUUCAUCAGAUUGAUCUACGUAAUGAUAUAUCAGGUUUUCUCUCAGCCCACCCACAAUCCCCUCUCCUCUCUCUCCACCACUUUGAUGCGGUGGAUCCCAUCUUCCCCUCCAAGGACCGUUUCGAAUCGACAAACCACCUCAUGAAAGCAGCAAAACAUGACCAGUCUCGUUUACUACAGCAGACCAUAUGCUACCACAAACAAAACAGUUGGUCCCUCUCCAUUUCCUGGGGAUAUUCUUCCUAUAUUUAUGAGACACUUAUACCCAAAAGCAUUCUCAAGAGACCCCUCGAAACGUUUCAGCCGUGGGUGUGGAAUGCAAACGCACCAUUUUAUAUGUUUGAUACUAGGGGACUUUCAAAUGAUCCAUGUGAAGCUCCACAUAGUUUUUUCUUUGAAUCUAUAGAGAAAACCAGAGGAGGAAUUAUUACCAGAUAUGUCAAAGCUUCACCUCGUGGAUUACCGGUUUGUUCUUCAAAUGGCAAUCACUCUGCUGAUCAUAUAUCCAAAGUUGAGGUCUAUUCAUCACCGACCAAGCUCAAUGAGCCUCAAGCUCGGUCGUUAAGGGCCAUACCCUCGAGUGAAAAAUAUCUGCACCUGGGCGAGACAAACUUUGCACUAGAAGAGCACUACACCCAAAAAGACCAAGAGAUAUGCCUUCCUUAG